CUUGGCUAUAUAAAGAGACUAGAUAGAUAAAGGGGAAAAAAGAAAAGAAAAAGAAAAAGGCAGAAAUCACACCUUGUCUUGCCUGUACUUUAAUAUACCUUACUUUACACCUACCUGGAGGUUACCCGUAGUUAAUGUCUCUUUAACUUAUUAUAUGAUUGAAGCUAAUAUCAUCAAGUGAGAGAGGCCACCAGCCACUCCCUCUAACCUGUCUCACCAACUCGCAUCUAGAAGCAAUUAGGGUCACUCCUCUCUCUCUUUCUCUCUCUCUUAUUUAGUCAAAAGCCUAUAAAAUCAGACCCCAAGUCCUCCCAAGGGCCGGCCUUAAUGUUUCAGCAACACAAAAAACAAGGCCACCAGAUUUCCUACCGCUCCUGCUAAAAAGAAAAACAAAGAAGAAAAAAAUAAAAGAGAAAGUGUUUAUUUUUUAAUUUGGAAAGAAAACUAAUUUUUUCAGUUCUGUAUUUCUUCUUUCUCCUGCUCAAUGGGAAGGUCUCCUUGUUGUGAGAAAGCUCACACAAACAAAGGAGCGUGGACUAAAGAAGAAGAUGAUCGACUUAUUGCAUACAUAAGGGCUCACGGCGAGGGUUGCUGGCGUUCACUACCUAAAGCCGCCGGUCUCCUAAGGUGUGGCAAGAGUUGUAGACUUCGUUGGAUUAAUUACCUUAGACCUGACCUCAAACGUGGAAACUUUACAGAAGAAGAAGACGAACUCAUCAUCAAGCUCCAUAGUCUCCUUGGAAACAAAUGGUCUUUAAUAGCUGGAAGACUACCUGGAAGAACAGACAAUGAGAUAAAGAACUACUGGAACACCCACAUAAGAAGAAAGCUUUUGAACAGAGGAAUUGACCCUGCAACACACCGACCACUGAACGAGUCAGGUCAAGAGACGACUAAUACUUCGACCACCACAAGCGCCACCGCAGCCACCAACACCACCGCCGGUACCAACACAACCACCACAAUAUCAUUUGGUGCUUCUGUUGUUAAAGAAGAAGAGAAAACGACAAGUGUUCUGUUGUUAAACCCAGUUCAUCAAGAACAGUGUCCUGACCUGAACCUUGAGCUAAGAAUUAGCCCUCCUUAUCCGCCGCAUCAACAACAACAACGCCAGCAGCCUGACCAAUUGAAGAGCGGCGGUGCUUCUCUCUGCUUCGCCUGUAGUUUGGGUUUGCAGAACAGUAAAGAGUGUUGCUGUACAAUUUCAAGUAUGGAUAGCAAUAACCCAAGCACCAGUGUUGGUUAUGAUUUCUUGGGUUUGAAAUCUGGUGUUUUGGAUUACAGAAGCUUGGAAAUGAAAUAGUAAUAAUUAUUAUUAAUAAUAAAAUACUAUCAUUAUUUAAAAAAAAAAAAAGGAAUUUUGUUGGGGGGAGUGUUCUUAUGUAGCAUAUAACAGAAUAUUGGAGAGAAAUUAGAAAAUGGAAAAGAUUGUUAAUUCAUUGAAAAGCUCUCAUCUCAUAUAUUUUUAUUUUAUUUUUUACCUUUUCCCCUCUAAUUGUAUGGCUGUUUAUAAUAGUAUAGUACCACUACCAGUACAGUUUGAUUCCUA
Messenger RNA from Cannabis sativa, 1549 nucleotides. RefSeq names its product myb-related protein 308. The record is from RefSeq and is a predicted model, not a curated record. Lineage: Eukaryota; Viridiplantae; Streptophyta; Magnoliopsida; Rosales; Cannabaceae. The coding region runs from base 485 to 1303 and encodes 272 amino acids. The transcript has 2 exons.